This is a messenger RNA of Caenorhabditis remanei, 2814 nucleotides long. RefSeq lists its product as uncharacterized. The transcript is spliced from 11 exons. NCBI's taxonomy places the organism in Eukaryota, Metazoa, Nematoda, Chromadorea, Rhabditida, Rhabditidae. Gene Ontology annotation, molecular function: acid phosphatase activity; metal ion binding; UDP-glycosyltransferase activity. The record is from RefSeq and is a predicted model, not a curated record. Bases 1 to 2814 code for a protein of 937 amino acids.
AUGAAACAAGGCGAUAUGAAGAAGUUAUUGGCUAUUUUAUUUCUGGUUUUUGGAGUUCAAAGUCUGACUGGACCAGAGCAAGUUCAUAUUGCUUUUUAUACGAGCCCGUGGGAUAUUUCAGUUACUUGGAUCACGUUUGAAGACGCUGACCCUGUAUUAACCUAUGGAACUUCCACUGCAUCAAUGCAAAAUAUCACUGGAACUACAAACACCUGGAAAUUCGGAGGAAUCAUUCGACACUCUCAUGUUGUGAUUUUGAACUCUUUGAAACCCUCAUCUCAAUACUAUUAUCAAAUCGGGAGUCGUGUUUUUACUUUUCGAACUCUAUCAGCCAACCUGAAAUCUUAUAAAGUUUGUGUAUUCGGAGAUCUCGGGGUCUAUAAUGGAAGAUCCACUCAAAGUAUCAUCAAUAAUGGAAUUGCUGGAAAAUUCGAUUUUAUCGUUCAUAUUGGAGAUUUGGCUUACGAUUUGCAUAGUAAUAAUGGAAAAUUGGGAGACCAAUAUAUGAAUACUCUGGAACCAGUUAUUUCAAGAAUCCCUUAUAUGGUGAUUGCUGGAAAUCAUGAGAAUGAUAAUGCAAACUUCACAAAUUUCAAGAAUAGAUUUGUGAUGCCACCGACUGGAUCAGAUGAUAAUCAAUUCUACAGCAUUGAUAUCGGGCCAGUUCAUUGGGUGGGUCUCAGCACAGAAUAUUAUGGAUUCGAAGAACAAUACGGCAACACGUCAAUCUUCACUCAAUACAACUGGUUGACUAAGGAUUUGGAAGCGGCUAAUAAGAACAGAGAUAAUGUUCCAUGGAUCACGCUAUAUCAGCACCGCCCAUUUUAUUGUAGUGUUGAGGAGGGAGCAGAUUGUACACUUUAUGAGAAUGUUGUACUUCGACACGGCGCCCUAGGGAUUCCCGGUCUGGAACAAGAAUACAUCAAAAACUCGGUUGAUAUUGGUUUUGCCGGACACAUGCAUGCUUAUGAACGUAUGUGGCCAGUUGCUGACUUGAAGUACUACAAAGGAGAAGAAGCAUAUCACAAUCCAGUAGCCCCUGUUUAUAUUCUAACUGGAUCCGCUGGUUGCCACUCGUCUGGAAUGAAAUUCAGUCCGAUUCCAAUGCCUUGGAGUGCUCAUCGAAGUGAUGAUUAUGGGUAUACUGUAAUGACAGUUGCCAAUACGACUCAUAUUCUUUUUGAACAAAUUUCAAUUAACAAGAAUGGAGGAGUGAUUGAUUCCGUUUGGGUCAGUAAAGAUAUUGGUCAUCUUCAUUCUGAAACUUACAAAAUUCUAGUUUUUUCUCCCGCGACAAGCAAAUCACAUUUGAUUUCUAACGGAAGGAUUGCUGAUGAGCUGGCUAGAGCCGGUCACAAUGUGACACUGCUAGAAAUCGAUUUUUUGGGGAUUGUAGACACUACAAAAAGUGCGAAGUUAGUCGAAAAAACGAUAGUCCGAACACCGAAACGAAUGCAACAAUUCAAAGAUGUACUUAAUGGAUUUUCUGAAGCUGUGAUGGAAGAUGUUGGGUUGAUAGAUCUGUUGAAUGGAAAUAUAUUGUACCAAAAUGCUCAUAACGCACUUUGUGAAGAAUUCCUCGAAAGAGACGAUAUUUUCAAUAAGCUCAAAGCCGAAAACUAUGACGGAUUCUUCUCGGAACAAUUGAAUAUUUGUGGUUUUGGAUAUGCGAAAGCUCUAGGAAUCGAACGAAGAUUUCUCAUUUCAAGUUGCCCUCAAUUCUCUCAUGUUUAUGAUUACACAAGUCAUCCAGCUCCAUAUGCCAGUGUUCCAUUCUCUUCGGAUAUGAGUCCCGAGCCAACUUAUUACGAAAGAGCCAAAAAUCUACUGAAUGGAUUCACAUGCAAUAUACUUUUCCGUUACUUGCACACUCAAUUGACGUCAAUUUUUAGAAACAAAUUCGGACAAGACUUCCCUUCGAUCCCAGAGAUCGUGAGAAACGUCGACAUCAUCUUCUUGGCAACAGAUGAAAUCAUUGACUUCUCUGCUCCUACAUUACCAAAUCUUGUGAAUAUCGGAGGGCUCGGUGUGGAUGAUGACACCACAGAAAUGAGUCCAUUCUUCGAAGCAGAAAUGAAAAAAGGAGUGAAAGGAGUUAUCUUUUUCUCUCUUGGAACCAUUGCCAACACUUCAACAUUUGAUAAAAAAGUAAUGGAGUCUUUUCUGGGAAUAGUCAAGAAGUUUCCAGACUAUCAUUUUCUAAUCAGAGCUGACAAGUAUGAUAAGAAUACGAAAGAAAGAGCAAAGGGCAUUUCAAAUGUAUUAGUUUCUGACUGGCUUCCACAACCUGCUAUUCUUCAUCAUCCCCGUCUGCGUACUUUCAUUACUCAUGCUGGAUAUAAUGGUCUCGUGGAAGCUGCUCGUGCCGGAGUUCCUCUCAUCACAAUACCAUUUAUGUUCGAUCAAAAUCUGAAUAGUAGAGCAAUUGAGAAGAAAGGAUGGGGAAUCAGAACAGACAAGAAGCAAUUGCUAAAUGAUCCAGAUUCUAUUGAAGCUGCUAUAAGAGAAAUGCUCACGAAUCCCAGUUAUACGAAGCAGGCACAUCGCAUCCGUGACCUCAUCAAAAGCAAACCAAUGGGAGCUCGAGAAAGAUUCAUCAAGACAACAGAAUGGGUCAUUAAAAAUGGAGGAGUUCAUGAGUUACUGACGGAAGGAAGAGAUUUGAGUCUGAUCACAUCAUAUAACUUAGAUAUUUUUGUUCCGCUUUUGUUCGUUUUCUUGUUCUUAAUUGUCAUUCCAUUUUUGAAACUUAUCGGUGGCUUUUAUUAUUUCAGCUGUUUUGGUCACAUUGUAUCAAAACACAAAAAGGAUUAG